CCUUACUACUAACUACUACCUUGCGCCUUGUUCCAUCUUGUACUUCAAUGUUCAAGUUGAAAUUUAAUAAACUUUGAUUUGCGAAAUACUGUAAACAACGUCGCUUCACCCCAUUGCUCCAUUGCGCACUCCAUCUCCAUUUGGCAUUCAAACGAUAGUAUAAUAAUUUGAAUAAAGCGUAUACAUCGCGAAAAGACAUAAUGGAUGCUGCCUCAAUAGAGGAGACGAAUCGCCUCCGUGUUUCCCUCGGCCUAAAACCUUUGCCUGUUCCCGGAGCAAGCGGUCCUCAGUUUAAAGAGAAGGCAUCGACUCCCGAUGAAGAAGCAGCAAGUACAUUAGAAACUCGAGAAGCCGCCGCUUACGAUAACUACAAGAAGCUUCAAGAUGCCGAAGCUGCUAGGAAACGACGCGACGAGAAGGCUGCUGCUGUUAAAAAGGCCCGCGAUGCUGCAAAACGUUUCGAGAGCCUCCAAGGAAAAGGAUUAGGUGACGCUGACGAUGAUGAAGUUGAUACCAAAGCGUGGCUGAUUAAUCAGAAAAAGCGACAAAAGCAAAUUGAAAAGGCGCGAAAGUUAGAGGCAGAACUAGCAGCUGCCGAAGCCGAAGCGGCCGCAGCAAUACAGUAUACGUCAAGGGAUCUUGCAGGAGUCAAAGUUGGACACGAACUUGGAGCGUUUGAGGAGGGCGACGAGCAGAUAUUAACUCUCAAGGAUUCUAACGUCUUGGGAGAGGACGAGGAGGAGGGCGAUGAACUUGAAAACGUCAACCUUAGAGAACAAGAGAGGCUCAACAAGAAGCUCGAGUUGAAAAAGAAGAAGCCCGUAUACGACCCUAAUGCAGUGGACGAGUCCGGAGAGGGCAACUUCCUUGCCCAAUAUGACGAAGAAAUUAGCGGCGUCAAAAGCAAGAAGUUCACAUUAGAUGGAUUUGGCAACACGAUACAAGCCGAUAACCAAGACGGUCCCUCACAAAGCCAUCAUCGACAAAAGAUAAACCUCGACUUUCUUAAAGAAGACCAGCCACAAGCAGCCUCAGAUUACCUGGACAUCUCGGAGGUCAAAGUCAAGAAACCCAAAAAGAAGAAGACAAAGUCGACAAGACAACGGCCAGUGGGCGAAGAUGAUAUCUUUCCCAUGCCACCCGCAGAAGAAGAUCAAUCCAUGGACAUUGAUUCGGGUGCUGGCUUUGUUAGCAAGAAGCGCAAGACUGAUGAUACGGCAUUCGUCGAUGAUGAAGAUUUGCAGGCUACCUUAGCUGCACAGAGGAGAAACGCCUUAAAGAGGCGAAAGAGGGCGCGCCCUGAGGACAUAGCACGACAGUUGCGAGAAGAGGCACAGACACCUGAAGUUGACAAUGAAGAUAAUAGCGGCCAAGAGGGUGGUCUUGUCCUAGAUGAGAUCUCCGAGUUUGUUUCAGGCCUGAAGAAGGAGGACAUUGAAGAUCGUAAAACUCGUAAGCCAAAGUCACCUAGACAGACGCCCGCCACAGCUAUGGAGGAUGACUCCGACGAAGAUGAGCCUAUGAAGGAUGGAUACGAACAUGAACAUGACCGAGUCAAGCGCGAAACCUCAACGCCGGCGGAGACAGCUGUCAUCGGCGUCGACGAAGAGAAGACCAUCGGCAGUGGUGUUGGCGCAACACUCCAACUCCUCCGAGAACGACAGCUCCUGAAGGACUCUGGUGGUGCUGAUCUCAAUGACAGACAGCGCCAGCACGAUCUUUUCAUCGCCGAGAAGAAGCGGAAGCUGGCAGAGAUUGACCAGGAAGCCCGCAACCAGCGUGAACGGGAUCGUAACAGCGGCAGGCUAGAUAGGUUGUCGGUUCGAGAAAGAGAGGAGUGGGCCCGUCAACAAAACAACAUGCGCGACCAGCAGAGUUCCCGGCAACUGGUUGAUCUCUUCAACAAGGGAUACAAACCCAACGUGGAGUUGAAGUAUCACGACGAAUUUGGUCGGUCGCUUGACCAGAAGGAAGCAUUCAAGCAUCUCAGCCACCAGUUCCACGGCAAGGGAAGCGGCAAGGGCAAGACCGACAAGCGACUGAAGAAGAUCGAGGACGAGAAACGACGCGAGUCGCAGAGCAUGCUAGACGCCAGCCAGAACGUGGGCAUGAGCUCGGCGACCGCGCAACAGACGAAGAAGAGAAAGGAGGCGGGAGUUCGGCUUGCAUGAUCAUGCAAGCCCUACUCCUUUCCACACAAAGUUUUCGUUCUGUGCCAUGUGCUAUCGUAUGAGGACUUCCCGUUUCCACGUGUCUGUCGGUAUCUUCCAGCUCACGACUAUGAAGUCAUCGUCCUUUUCCUAUGCCUGACUUGAUAUGAUCUAUAUGCUGCUAAAUUUCCUAGGGAUCCCCGUAGAUUGUCUCUUACUGGUAACAUUAUGAAGUGUCGUGCCUCGUAUGCGAACGGUCCUAUUAUAAUUUAUAUAACCUAGUAUUCUCAGAAGCCGCUCAUGUACAUAAGACUAAAUUGAAGGCUUCAAAGUUACUCCUUGGUACAAAUGCGCAGGACGCAAUGCAAAUAUACAAUAGUGUGAAAUACCUAGAUAAAAAUGAUACAUAUGUAUCUAUCUAUAUUGGAGUUUUGCUUGCACAUGCAUCAUCGUGCAUGUCGUCGAAAAUACUUUAUCUUCAAUGCUUAUGUAAGAGGCGUCGUCGACAGCAACUAUUCACAAAAACAAAAUGUUAUUCGGGUGGGUCACGCACAAAAGUGAACCUUGCAGUUAGUUCUUCGUAAAAAAAAAUAACCUUGGAAGUUAAGCAAGAAGGAAGUCGCGAGCAAAUUUGUUUCAUCAUCAAUUAAAAAUGAAUGAUAGUAAUACACAUUUGAAACAUUUGAAAGUCCAAAGGGA
This is a messenger RNA of Hypoxylon fragiforme, 2849 nucleotides long. RefSeq names its product SART-1 protein. Bases 201 to 2171 code for a protein of 656 amino acids. The transcript has 2 exons. NCBI's taxonomy places the organism in Eukaryota, Fungi, Ascomycota, Sordariomycetes, Xylariales, Hypoxylaceae. Gene Ontology annotation, biological process: mRNA cis splicing, via spliceosome; maturation of 5S rRNA. The record is from RefSeq and is a predicted model, not a curated record. Gene Ontology annotation, cellular component: U4/U6 x U5 tri-snRNP complex.